AUGUUAACCCCUUUACUAUUUUUUGGUGGUAUAUUUUUUUUGGUAGUUAAUUCAGAGUAAGUAAGAAUUUCUACAAAAAAAAUUGUUGGAAUAUUUUUUUCAGAAACGUUUAUUGCACAUACUAUCGUGAAACUAAUGAAAUAACUUGCGGGUUAGUUUUUCUAAAAUUAAAAAUUUGAUUUUAAUUUUUUCAAACAUUUUCAGUACUGUCACAUGUUCCACGCAUAUUCCACCAAAUUCCGAUCUCGAAAAGGAGGGUCUCGAUGUGAAAUUGCCACGUGGAUGGUAUCGAAUCGGAACAAUGCAAAUUCGACACGACACAUCGUGGCUGAAUUUGUAUAGAAGAAGAGCAACCGGCAAUGGAUAUUGGGAUUUUUAUACAAAUAUUCCGGAGAGAAAUUGUGCCGGGUAGGCUCGAAGUUAAAAAUUUAAUUUGAAUUAAAAACAAUUUUUUUUAGAACUUUCGGACUUCACGCUGGUGACAAUAUUUCUGGAUCUGUAACUGUCAAAGACAAAAAAUGUUUCGAUCGUUUGAUUUAUCAGAUCGAGAAAAAAUCGACAAUCGAAAAGUUCGACGUUCAUCAAUGUCGAAAAUGCAUUUUCCACAGUUGUUGGCUCGGAAGUCGACUUUUACCAAAUGCAAGAGAAUACAUGACUAAUUUAAGAAGUUAUUGA
Molecule: messenger RNA, 675 nt
Organism: Caenorhabditis angaria
Lineage: Eukaryota; Metazoa; Nematoda; Chromadorea; Rhabditida; Rhabditidae
Source: the annotation of a GenBank genome assembly